AUGGACAAGUCGAGCGCAGAGCAGACUUCGCGCGGUCGGCGGAGCUGGCUGUGCCUGUUGCUGGUGCCUGUGCUGGCUGUUGGUGCCCUCACGCUCGUGGUGGAGACGUCGACGCUUGGGGUGUCAAGCGGUUUGCAUCAGCUGACGUGGCUCAGUCGCUUUAACAACGUACUGCCCCCGGGUGAGGCCGUGCCCGAUGAAGACCUGCUGCACCUGAGUCUGCUGCAUGAAGUCUGCAUGGGCGACACAAACGCAACGCUGCCGUGGCAGUUCGGCUCGCCUGGGAACCAAGUGCUGGGCGGAACAGCAAAUAACUCGAACGUACUGAUGCACCAGAAGGACACGGACUUGCUGCAGAAGCUCCGCCAUUGUCCAGACGUCGACGUCUUUUUGCCGCAUAACGCGCGUACCAACGGAUACUGCGAGGACGCCGGUGCCUACGUCAAGUACCUGAAGUCUCGGCUGCUGCCGGAAUGGGUCCUCGACGUCAAGCUCUACGAUCCCGAGCUCAAACGCGAAGUGGAUUACUUCGACUUGUGCCCCAAGACGCCGAUACUCUUCCUCGACACCAACUGGGCUACAGCCAUUCAGUCUCCGCGCUGGCCCAAGGACAAACCCGUGUACUUGACGCCCAACAUCGAGAUCGUGGAGAUCACGCCCUUCCACUUUUGGCGCGUUGACGGGGUGCUGUGCAAGACGAACGAGUGCUACGACCGAGUGACGAAGUGGUUCGAGCAGGAGGGCAACCCACGCAACGCCAGGGUCUUCUACACGAGACACACGUCGUCGGAUCUGGCGCUGUUCGCUCGCAAGCGCCUUGGCGAGUAUGGAGUUGCCCCGAAGGAUUUCUCCGAGGUCAAGUUCCUCCACACUGCAGGCACCAGCUCCUCGAAGGGCACGAGAGAGGUCGUAGAGUGCUGGACGUACAUUGGGGGCUUGCCUCUACUCGACGUGUACAUCGACCGCAAACCGUUCUACCGCUUGUUCCCGGCCUCGUACAAGGUGAAGGUGGCGCGCAGUCUCAGCCCGAUCAACAUCCACUUGGGCACGAUGAAGCGCCUGAACUUCAGCAAGUUGACGGCGGAGGCCGCGUUCGUUGUCAACCCGAGCUAUAGUGAAGGCUACGGCCACAUCAUCAACCAGGCGCGCGCGUCGGGGUCUGUUGUGGUCACGACUGAUGUACCUCCGUUGAACGAGUUGAUCACUGCGAAUGAGACGGGAGUGCUGAUCCCGGUUCAUCGCCAGAAGCACCCGAUGGUCAUGCUUGGCGGCAAGUACAGGGGCCCCCAUGGUCUGGAGGGUGUGGAAGGAAUGGUGGCCUCCUUUGAGAGCUCCGAGGUUUGCUCGACGGUGAAGCGGUUGGUCCAGUCGACCACGCCAGCAGAACGAGCCGCAAUGGGCUUCAACGCCCGUCGCCAGUACCACGCAGACACAAAGUACUUCGCCAGCGCUAUGGAGGAGCUACGGAAGUUUGCUAAGAAGAAAAAAUAA
Phytophthora sojae is the source of this 1491-nucleotide messenger RNA. RefSeq lists its product as hypothetical. The coding region runs from base 1 to 1491 and encodes 496 amino acids. The record is from RefSeq and is a predicted model, not a curated record. Gene Ontology annotation, molecular function: glycosyltransferase activity. Lineage: Eukaryota; Oomycota; Peronosporomycetes; Peronosporales; Peronosporaceae. The transcript has 2 exons.